CUUAAUGUGGGCCCCAAUAAGCUCAAGAGGUGGGUGGGGGGGGGCAUGAUGCCACUGUUGCGACGAAGUGAGGGCGGGCGGGGAAUUUGGGGUCUUUGGUUGGAAUGCAGAUGGCACAAUGCAUCGCAUCCAAUGUUGCCCGGUUGCUUGGGCAAUUGCGGGACCCAGUGGAGUCAUGACUAGUUAUCGUGGUGCUUGUGCUGCCCAAGCAGUAAUUGCGGCUGUUGAUCAGUCAGACCGGGCGGAAGACAGCGACCUCAGCGUAGCGUCAUGCGCAACCUGUCAGCCAACAGCCAACGGGCGGGUGCUUGAGGACGAAUCGAAUCCGCACCCACGCGGGGCCAAUCGAUCGACUGCAUUAGCGACAUGUAGACGCUCCCGGAAGUGUCGCGCAAGGGAAAAGGCAGGCCACGGAGCGUGUUCCAGAUGCUGGGCGCGAGCCGAAACGUUUAUUGCAGUAUAUGAAUGGCAAACAUGUCUUUCCCGGUGUACCAUCCAUUGCCCAGCCAGUCGUAGAUGGACUGCACAGCAUGCAGGCGAGCGCCAGCAUUCAUGCGUCGCGUAACCUUCGGAUAUAUCGUAUGUGAGGGCUAGGGGUGCAGUCAUCCAUUCCCAGUAUCUCGGACGAGCUUUGGCUGGCUAAAUAGGGGGGGACCUGAGGAGCGGAUGUGUGUCAAUAUGUGGGCGUGCAGGUGGCAGACG
Messenger RNA from Cucurbitaria berberidis CBS 394.84, 702 nucleotides. RefSeq lists its product as uncharacterized. NCBI's taxonomy places the organism in Eukaryota, Fungi, Ascomycota, Dothideomycetes, Pleosporales, Cucurbitariaceae. The transcript has a single exon. The record is from RefSeq and is a predicted model, not a curated record. The coding region runs from base 119 to 565 and encodes 148 amino acids.